This is a messenger RNA of Pollicipes pollicipes, 803 nucleotides long. RefSeq names its product sodium- and chloride-dependent betaine transporter-like. Gene Ontology annotation, cellular component: membrane. The record is from RefSeq and is a predicted model, not a curated record. NCBI's taxonomy places the organism in Eukaryota, Metazoa, Arthropoda, Thecostraca, Pollicipedomorpha, Pollicipedidae. Bases 73 to 516 code for a protein of 147 amino acids. The transcript has 4 exons.
AAGCCGGUCCUGCUAAGCGUUUUCGCUGUGCCCUGGUUUAUCUGCGGCCUAUCGUUCUGCACCGUGGGCGCCAUGCAAUCCAUUGGCCAGUUGAGCAGCUUCUGUGGCAGCUACGGCUUGAUGGCGCUGCUCAGUCUGCUGCAGUGUGUGGCGGUGGGCUGGAUGUACGGCGGCAUGCGCUUCCAGGCCAACUGGGCCGCCAUGCAGGGCUGCUGCUGCUGCCCCUACCCCCUCAUCUUCUGGGCGGUCGUCACACCGCUACUUCUCUUCGUGAUGCUGAUCGCGUGGUUCUUCACCCUUUCCACAUAUAACCAUGACCUGAUUCAACUAGCGGCUUUCAUCAUCACGCUGCUGGUGGUUGUCAUUUCCGCGGUGAUAAUCUUCUGCAAGCAGCCGGGCAGCGUGCGACAGAAAUGGCGUGCAGUCUCUUCGCCUCAAGGUCUGGCUGACCAUCAGCUGAGGCCGCGCGACCGACGCUACAACAACGUCGCCCUGGGGAACGUGGGGGGCGUGUGAGACGCCAGUUGCCGGCCCAGCAGUUCAUCUCUCCCGCUUCGUCCUUUCCCCGCGUGUUACGUCCCACGAGACGUCAUGCGAUGCGGUUCUUAACCAGCGAAGCGCCACUCAUCCCUGCUUUUGUGGAGAGACAUGUUGAAGCCAUCGAUGAGGAGGCAGUGAGUGCUUCAGCCCCGAUUGCGGCGGGGAUUAAGCCCAGAUUGCGGCGGGGAUUAAGCCCCGAUUGCGGCGGGGAUUAAGCCCUGAUUGCGGCGGGGAUUAAGCCCUGAUUGCGGCGGGGAUUAAGC